Molecule: messenger RNA, 1425 nt
Organism: Brassica napus (rape)
Lineage: Eukaryota; Viridiplantae; Streptophyta; Magnoliopsida; Brassicales; Brassicaceae
Product: 2-oxoglutarate-Fe(II) type oxidoreductase hxnY-like
Exons: 11
Coding region: 216-1196 (326 amino acids)
Source: RefSeq, a predicted model, not a curated record
UAUUUAUUGUAUUGAUGGACAUCUACAUACACCUCAUGAACGUGAUUAAUUAAGCCAUUAAACUACAAUAUGGAUUAGUAGUAAUUAAUAAUUGUUAGUUGAAGUUUUAAAAUGUGGAAUGUGACACAAUUGUUUGCGGAUGAGAUAUAUAAUACGGGAAUGGCAUCAUUGAAAUCCUAAUAGACCUUGUUAUCCUCCAGGAGUCAUCAAUAAGAAUGCGAGAGAUGGAGAACAAAGUUUUACCGCUUACAUGCUUAGAUCUCGCCAACUUUGAUCUUCAUCAGUCAGCUGUUUCGCUUAAACAGGCAUGUAUGGAUUGUGGAUUUUUCUAUGUCAUAAAUCAUGGUAUAAGUGAGGAGUUGAAGGAAGAGGUUUUCGAGCAGAGCAAGAAAUUCUUUGAUCUUCCUUUGGAGGAUAAAAUGAAAGCCUUGAGAAACGAAACGCAUCGAGGCUAUUCACCAGCCCUUGAGCAGAAUCAAAUCCAUGGAGACUACAACAAAGAGAGCUUUUUCAUGGGAACAGAAGGUCUUAAAGAUGAUUCCCUUGGAGCUAAGCCAUUCUAUAGACCCAACAUUUGGCCUGACUCUGAUGUUUUACCUGGAUGGCGGACGACCAUGGAGAAUUAUCACCUAGAAUUACUGAGGGUUUGUAAGGCUAUUGCAAGAAUAUUGGCAUUGGCGCUAGACUUGGAUGCGGACUACUUUGAUACUUCAGAGAUGCUGGAAAACCCUAUUGCGUAUAUGCGGUUGCUUCACUAUGAAGGGAUGUCUGAUCCUUCUAGAGGUAUAUAUGGAUGUGGAUCACAUACUGAUCAUGGAAUGAUGACUCUAUUAGCAACCGAUGGUGUAAUGGGGCUCCAGAUAUGUAAGGAUAAAGACAUGAAGCCUCAGAAGUGGGAAUAUGUACCUUCGAUCGAUGGAACAUAUAUCGUGAAUCUUGGUGACGUGCUCGAGCGUUGGAGCAACGGCCUUUUUAAAUCCACAUUGCAUAGAGUACUUGCGAAUGGUCAGGACCGAUAUUCCAUUCCAUUCUUCUUGAGUCCAAGUCACGACUGUCUAAUAGAAUGUCUUCCUACAUGCCAGUCCGAAAACAAUCUUCCCAAAUAUCCAGCUAUCAAAUGUUCAGCGUAUCUCACCCAGCGAUACAAAGAAUCCCACAGGGAAACGAGAGCAUCUCCGGAAAAUAGACCUAAGUGAAUUUUAGGGCCAACACCUUUCAAACAAUAAAUGCUUUGUAUUUCCUAGUUGUUGAAAGUGUUUUGUGUUUGGUUAAUAAAGAUGACCAGUUAAGAGAUUUAUUCUGGUUUGUGUUAAAAAUAAAAGAUUUAUUUUGGUUAACUUUGUGAAAAUUGUACACACUGAAAACAAAAGUUAAGGCUCCAACAAGAAAGUAGAGUAUGCAAGUAAACAACUGUUCCGAUAAACC